Molecule: messenger RNA, 1606 nt
Organism: Temnothorax curvispinosus
Lineage: Eukaryota; Metazoa; Arthropoda; Insecta; Hymenoptera; Formicidae
Exons: 3
Coding region: 545-946 (133 amino acids)
Source: RefSeq, a predicted model, not a curated record
UGUAAAGAGGGUACUCGGUAAGAGUAUUUGAAAGUUGUAUAUCGAUGGAAAAAUCGUCUUACCGCUCCGCUUCUUUAAGAAGGAAACUUAAGUGGAAUUGAUGGGGUCAUAAUCAAGACUAAAGACUGGAUUGCACGCCUGCGGCAUUCAGCGGAAGACGUCGUUCUCGCAAAAGUUUUUGUUUAUCGAAUGGAAAUCAUGUAAAUCCUCUAGUUCCGCGAACGUCAGAUAAUUCGAUCACGUAAAUACUUUUACGAUGUUGCACCAACUGUCUGAGGAACAUCUCGCUCGCUCUGAAGAACCGUAACUAUAAUGUGUCAAAUACACAUUGGCAAGGAAAAUAGGAUAUAAUCUUAAAUCGAUGCAAUUCUCAACAUGCAAUUAAAAUAAAUUGAGCCAAUUAAAAUAAAAUUAAAAUAAUCCUAAAAUAAAAAACAGUGGAAUAAAAGAGAUAAAAAAGGGUUUCAGAUAUAUCGAAUUGUUAAAUUCUUUAUUUAAAACGUUAUUUCAGAAAAUAAUUCUUUUAAUCUCGCGGAUUUUUUUUAUGAGAAAACGAUAUAUGCGUAUGUUGACGUUUUGUUCUCUCAGGAACGAGGAUUCCCUCUGCUUGCGUUGCUGGUCCAGCGUUCUGGCGGCCACGCGGGGCUGGCGAAAGGCGUUGUUUUACCUACCACUGUCCUGCAUUCUAGCGUGGCGACCCAAUAGACUUUGGCUGUCCUAUGUCGCGGCCGGCCUCUUGGCGGUACUGUCCUUGCUGCAUAUUGCAUCGAGCGCGCUAGGACGACGAGAUCCUUGCCAAUCGGGGGCCGACUCGGUAGGCGAGAGCCUCUUGAACUCCAGGCAGGAGAAUUACGACCGAUUCGAGGAAGUUCUGGUGACGGAAGUUCUCGAUGACGGCGUGUCAGGACCAGGACGCUGUCCCGGGGACAGCGACGGUGAGAUAUGACACGAGCGACGGUCCUCCUGGGCCAGCGAAUCCGACGAGGAUAGCGAGCUUGAACAGAGGACAUGUCAAAUCGCCACGCUCUCUUAGUCCUUAGACGAUGGACCUCUAUUCGAUCUCGUCGCGUAUUAAGAGAGGAGUCAAUUGAACACCCGAUUACAUAUGCGACAAGAACGAAUGCGAGAAAUGUACGAGGCCGAAUAAUGCCUUUUAAAAUGGUGUAAAUUGAGAGAGUUUCGGAGGAGUCAUCUCAUGAGAGAUUCGGUAAAUUUAAGAAUAAAGACAAGAUGAGAGAGAGAGAGAGAGAGAGAGAGAGAGAAAUUGAAUUUAUAGAUUUACAAAUCUGCGAAAUAGGAAAAACGAUGCGAGAUAUCCUAUCUCUAUGCGUGCACGUGAAGGAAUGAAUAUACGCGAAUAUUUUUCUUAGCUAGACACUUGUUAGUUACAUGUAAUAAUCUAUAAUAUAAGUAUAAUAUAAGUAUAAUUUUCUAUACGUUAUGUCUUUUAGGAUAUAUAAAUAUAGAUAUAAAUAUAGAUAUAAAUGUAUAACGUAUAAUUGCAUGACAUGUACAAAACAGCCGUAAAAUUUCAUUAUAAAGGAUCAUUCGUUAUGCUAUUAAAUUGUCAGUAUAUAAAAUUGCUAAUAAAUACUUUCUAAAAGUC